Molecule: messenger RNA, 1686 nt
Organism: Achroia grisella
Lineage: Eukaryota; Metazoa; Arthropoda; Insecta; Lepidoptera; Pyralidae
Gene: Cpr67B
Exons: 7
Coding region: 8-1477 (489 amino acids)
Source: RefSeq, a predicted model, not a curated record
UAUCUUUAUGUGCGAGAAUUUGGUGCGACAGAUGAUGAAGAUGCUGACUUUUGUGACAUUGUUCGCCGCUGCGGUGGCAUCGGUAGCAGCGGAAGCGAAUCCCGUUAACAUCUUCAAAAUCGACAUCACCCCCGAGGAGGCGCAGCAGUACCUGAACAGCCCCCCAUUCACGGACCCUCAGCUGUCAGGGAGAACUGCUGUCUUACCACUGGUGAAAUACAACGACCCUAAGUUUCGAACUGCCGAAGCAGGUCCCACACUAGGCCACUACUGGAAGAAUGGACGGGAGAUUGAAAACACCGAUGACUACUUAGAAGAGGUUUACGACGCUUCCCAAUUUCACGGUCAAGACGGACUUGGAGCUUAUGCGUAUGGUUACAAAACACCUGAAUCAGCCAAAGUUGAAAACCGCGUCCACUCAGGCGACGUUACUGGUUCCUACAUAUACAAGGCUGGAAGCAGUAAUGACCUUAUUAAGGUCAAAUACUGGGCAGAUAGUCAAGGUUUCCAUCAAGAAGACAAUCUUCCCAAAUACCAACCACAGCCUGUGCAAGAUACCGAAGCAGUGAGGCUGGCCAAGAUAGCUCACGAGAAAGCAUGGAAGGAAGCAGCUGAUGCCAAUCUUCAUCCUUACCAAAAUUUGCAACAACAGCAACCACAGUAUCAAAAUUCACAGAAUAACCAAGCAUACCAAAGAUACCAGCAAGGAUUCCAAAGUCAACAGGGCAAUCAAGGAUUGGGAGUACUACAUGCAAACCAGGGUCAAAAUCAGCAAGGAUUCCAAGGUCAAAGUGGUCUAGGAUACCAAGGCCAACAAAGCAGUGCAUUCGGAAGUCAACAAGGUGCUCCAGGAUUUGGUCAGCAAGGAAUCGUUGAUCAAGCAGGUGAUCAAGGAUUUGGUAGCUCUCAAGGAUUCCAGAGUCAACAAGGAAUACAAAGUCAAGGCUUUGGAAAUCAAGGAUAUAACAGUCAACAAGGUAGCCAAGGUUUUGGUGGACAAGUUCAACAGCCAAAUCCCGGAUUUGGAGCUCAACAAUCAAGUCAGUACAAAUCUCAAAAUCAACAAUUCCAAGAUUAUCAAGCACAAGGCUCUGCUCCACAAAGCUACGUAGCAAAUGCUGAAGGGAACUCCGUAAACCGUGAACCAAAGUCAUACCAACAGAAUUAUGCUGGUCAGCAACAGUACCAAACUCAAAGUCAAGGACAGGUUGGACAGCAGGCAGUAGCGAGUGCGCAGUACAAAUCUGUACAAGAACAAUAUCAAAAGAAUGCAGACCAACAGUACGAGUCUGGUCAAUAUGAUGCUGCUAAAUACCAGGAUCCUGAGCCCACUGGUCCUCCACGAGGUUUCUUUUACAGUUACACCUACCCUGUAUCUAUCAUAACAGCCAAGAGUGAACUGCAAGGAGGUGGUGUCAAUCCUGGACAUCCUGUAGAUCACGAUACAGUAGGAGUGUCUGGACAGCAUCAACAGUAAAAAUUACGAAUUAAAACAAAAGCGUUAUGAUGUAUAAUUUGAAGUUGUUAAACAAUUUCAAUAUACAAUAAAAAGUGAUAAUCUUAGGUUAAAUGAUAAUUCGAGAAAUUCGGUGGCAUUCCCAAUUAUGAGCAUAAUACAUAUUAUAAUGUACAAUCGCAAGAAAUUUAUAAAAGUAUACUGAUUUAUUUGCACUGUAUAUUUGUGUU